CCCUCCCCGGCCCCCAGUUAUUCCGUGAGCUGGGUUCCACCACUCGGCUCGCGGAGUCCGCCGCAGCCGCCUUCCGCUUCGGUGCGGAUCCGGGAGAUGCGGCGGCGCGGCUGGAGCGGCUGGGGGAGCGGCUGGCUAGGGCGGAGGCGGCACUGCAGUCCCACCGCGCCUCCUUCUCCCGCCGAGUGCCCCAGCUGGUGCCGCUCACCUGGGUGGGACCUGCCAGCGAGGUACGGCUCAUGGGCGACUUUGACGGCUGGACGCGCGGCUGUUCGCUGAGCGCGGAGGACUCCUCCGCCGGAGCUGCCCCCGCCUCUGCCUCCUUGUCUGCGGCCUCCGCCCCUGCGGCCCCAGCAUUCUACUCCCACGCCCUCUCCGGCUCCGGUUCCUCGCCAGCAUCCGCACCACCACCCAGCUCCAUGCCGGCAGCGGCAGCAGCGGCAGUGGCGGUAGGAACGGUACCAUCAGCACCACCACCAUCACCACAGCAGCAACAGCCCUCACGUAAUAAUCCCACCACCACCACCACCUCCUCUUCCUCCUCCUCCUCCUCACCGCCACCACCUCCGUCACCCUUCUCAUCCGCCGCCUCUUCGUCGCCGGCAACUGCGUUACCACCACUUCCGCCCUCCUCCUCCUCCUCAGCCUCCGCAUCCCAGCUCCACUCCUCCCCAUCCACCUCCACCGCCACACUCGACCCAAGCCGCAACCACACCACCACCACCACCAGUGCCCCCGCAGGCGCCCCUCCUACGGCCACCACCGCCACCACCACCACCACCACUGCUGCUGCCAGCCCUAGUAGUAACAAGGCCACCUCGCCGCCAAGCACCCAGCCUGACGCCCGCACGGGGCAUGCGGCCACGAACGGUGCGGUCACGACGGUCAAGGCGGCGGAGGGCGCCCUUUCAAAUGCGCAGGCGCAAUUGCAAGCGCAGGCGGAGGCUUCCGACGGCGUGUUACGGCGGUUCGUGGGUCGCGUUGCGCUGCUGCCGGGGCGCUACGCCGUCAAGUUCCUGGUGGAUGGGCAGUGGCGGCUGGCGGCGGAGUGGCCCAUGGAGCAGAAUGAGCUGGGUGAAACCAACAACGUCCUCAUCGUGCAGUGAUGCAGCCGCCCGCCUGGACCUAUCCUAGGGGAGAGGCGCGCACAGAGGAAAUGCCUUCCUCGACUCGCCUUGUUUGGCACGGUUUACAAACAGCAGCA
Molecule: messenger RNA, 1204 nt
Organism: Astrephomene gubernaculifera
Lineage: Eukaryota; Viridiplantae; Chlorophyta; Chlorophyceae; Chlamydomonadales; Astrephomenaceae
Source: the annotation of a GenBank genome assembly